AUGUUUGGAUCACCAUUCACUAAUGGCUCUGCCCAGAAGAACUCGGCACCAACGUAUUUUAAAGAUAAUGCGAGAAAUGCCAUCUACAAGCAAUUACCAGUUAUAACGUCAAAUUCAGCUCAAUCUAUACGUUCAGCGCCGCUGCAGUUUCUCCAGAACCGACGUCAACUGCUGCUGCAUAGGUCCAUGUCAUCAUCGUCGUCCAUAUUUUCGUCUAUUACUGGUGGUAAACGUUCAGUUCGGUCGGCUCCGUCCAUUUACUCCACAUCAACAGCCACUAUUCCAGAGGACCUGGAACCGGUAUCCACCACUGUUGAACAAUUGGUCAAUGAUAUAGUAUUACAUGAAAAUCACUUCAAGACCGUUUCCAUGCAGAAUAAUAUGAACAAUCCAAAUAUUCUCAACGGCAGCGUUGACGUAGAAGAGAUGUACAAAAUAUCGCUUGGAUCCGACUUGCAAUAUCAGAAUGUACCUGAAUCAUUAAUAGAUUGGAACUUAAAUGUUACUAGAUGCAAAUUAAUAUUGACUCAAUUACCACAACUAACAUCAACCGAUACCCCAUAUAACCAGAACGCAUUACCACAAUUGAUUGGUGAUUUAGCAACUGUUUGCCACAUUAUUCUCAUUCAACCUCAUAUUUCGGACAAGGAGCUUAUAUAUACAUUGUUUUCUUCAAAUCUAUAUCAAGAACACAACUUGGAUGCAAGUUUCAAGAAAUCAGUUGCCGAAAUCUCAGUUAAACAAAGUCGGCUUUUACAAAUAAAUAGUGAUGCAGGUUCAUCAUCUUCAAUCAGCCCCGACCAUUCAUUCUUAAAGUUCAAGUUCAAGGAGAUUGCAAUUCGAAACUAUCUAAUCAACCUUGCUGCUGCUGCAACAACAGCUCAUGAGUAUAAAAUGAAAGUGGAAGAGUACAAAUCUUCCUUAAAAGCCGAACAGUCUGGUAAAAAAGUCAAGAUAUCCAAAGAGGACAAGAAAAUACUCUGGGAACAAGUUCGUCUGGAUGUUUUCAAACGUGCUGGUUUAUAA
This is a messenger RNA of Candida tropicalis MYA-3404, 1026 nucleotides long. RefSeq names its product Std1p (gene STD1). NCBI's taxonomy places the organism in Eukaryota, Fungi, Ascomycota, Pichiomycetes, Serinales, Debaryomycetaceae. The record is from RefSeq and is a predicted model, not a curated record. The transcript has a single exon. The coding region runs from base 1 to 1026 and encodes 341 amino acids.